UUUUUUUUUUGCAGUGAGGCUCGCUAUAAAAGGCCUGAGCUGCCUCCCUGCGGCUCCAGUCUGUGCUGACCUGUCUGUGCUGACCGACAUGAAGCCCCUCCUGCUCCUGCCGCUGCUCGGAUGCCUCGCCACCAUCGCCUCCUGCAUCACUAACGUGAAAUGGUGCGUCACGUCGGACAGAGAGAUGCUGAAGUGUCAGGCCCUGAGUCGUGUGGCCCCGGUCUUCUCCUGUGUGCGGAGAGCCGGAACCAAGGAAUGUGUGACCGCCAUCCAGGCUGGUGAGGCAGAUGCCAUCACUUUAGAUGGAGGGGAAAUCCACACUGCUGGACUGGACAAUCUGCAUCCCAUAAUUGCUGAGCAGUACAGCACCUCUGCUGAAACCUGUUACUACGCUGUUGCUGUGGUGAAGAAGGGCACAGGAUUUAAAUUCGGGGAUCUCAGGGGGAAGAAAACCUGCCAUACUGGGGUGGGGAAAUCUGCAGGCUGGAACAUUCCCAUCGGAACUCUGCUCGACAAGGGAUACAUUAGUUGGGCAGGCAUUGAUGACGGAAACCUGGAGGACGCGGUGGCCAAGUUCUUCCUGUCCAGCUGUGCCCCCGGGGCAACAAACCAGAAGCUGUGCGCGCUGUGCCAAGGAAACUGCGACAAGACCGAGUCUAAUCCUUAUUAUAAUUACCACGGGGCUUUCAAGUGUCUGAAAGACGGAUCAGGAGAAGUAGCUUUUGUGAAGCAUCUCACUGUCCCUGAUGAUGAAAGGGACGGCUAUGAGCUGCUGUGCACUGAUAACAGCAGAAAGCCCAUAGACCAGUAUGAGAAAUGCAACCUUGCCAAGGUUCCAGGUCAUGCUGUGGUCACUCGCAGUGACGACCAGGAGCUGGGGGACUUCAUCUGGAAAAGCCUCGACUCAGUAAAGAACUUUGACCUUUUCUCGUCGGUGACCUAUGGUGGAAAGAACCUGAUGUUCAAGGACUCAACAAAAAGCCUAAUGCAGCUGCCCCCGAACGUUGACCACAAAAUGUAUCUGGGUCCUAAGUACUUAGACAGCAUUGAAACCAUUAAGAAAGGGAAAACCCCAAGCACCACGUCUGACAUAAAAUGGUGUGUUGUGGGCGACAGGGAGAAAGCAAAGUGUGACGAGUGGAGCAUCAGCAGUUUGGGAAAAGAUGGCACCAACUUUCUUUGCAUGAGAGGCCUGUCAUCUGAAGACUGCCUGAAAAAGAUUAUGUAUAAAGAGGCUGAUGCAGUGGCAGUGGAUGGAGGUCAGGUGUACACAGCUGGAAAGUGUGGUCUGGUUCCUGCUAUGGUGGAGCAGUAUACUCAAGACCAGUGCGGUCAAAGUGGAGUCACAGGCUCCUUUUACUAUGCUGUCGCUGUGGUAAAGAAAGAUACAGUGACGAACUGGUCAGACCUGAAAGGCAAGAUUUCUUGCCACACAGGCAUGGGAAGAACCGCUGGCUGGAACAUCCCCAUGGGUCUCAUCUAUGAAGAAACUAAAAACUGCAACUUCUCGGCUUAUUUCAGUAGUAGCUGUGCCCCUGGAGCCAAGCCCAGCUCUCCGCUCUGUGCUCACUGUGUUGGCAAUUCGGACUCUAGGUUCAAGUGCGAAGCCAGUGAUGAAGAGAGGUACUACGGCUACGCUGGAGCUUUUAGAUGUCUGGCGAGAGGUUCCGCUGAUGUUGCCUUCGUCAAACACACAAUCGUCGCAGAAAACACAGGUGGUCAAGGACCAGCUUGGGCCCAAGGUCUCCUGGCCGAUGACUAUAGGCUGAUCUGCCCUGGCAAGGGUCCAGUGCCAGUCACUGAGUUCCUGGAUUGCCACUUGGCUAAAGUGGCCGCACACGCUGUGGUGACCCGUUCAGAGAUCCGCACCAAGGUGGCCGACUUUCUGAAGCAUCAGCAGGGCAAUUUUGGAAGCAGUGCCACCAGUGACUCGUUCAAAAUGUUCGGGUCGAAACAUGGACCGAACCUCCUCUUCAAGUCCUCCACUAAAUGUCUCCAGGAGAUUCAAGAUGACUAUGAAACGUUUUUGGGACCAGAAUACAUGACAGCCAUGAGUUCACUCAGAACUUGCAAAGAAUCCACUUCAGAUCUGGAACAGCUUUGCACUUACAAUAUGUGUCAGGACAACAAUUGAAGGGGAUCAUGGACUUUGUUGCACCUCGGCUGGGUCUCUGUGAUUCAAGCAUCUUUUCUUACCAACCCCUGUUGGAGCAGAAUGAUAUCUUUUUAUUAAAUCAAUCAUGUUUUGUGGAUCCAUGCCUCACUUUUCUCAAAUAAAGCCUGUUUGAAUUCUGA
Molecule: messenger RNA, 2295 nt
Organism: Hippoglossus stenolepis (Pacific halibut)
Lineage: Eukaryota; Metazoa; Chordata; Actinopteri; Pleuronectiformes; Pleuronectidae
Gene: tfa
Product: transferrin-a
Exons: 17
Coding region: 89-2134 (681 amino acids)
Biological process (GO): iron ion transport; antibacterial humoral response
Cellular component (GO): plasma membrane; recycling endosome; early endosome
Source: RefSeq, a predicted model, not a curated record